AUGGCCCAACCUGCCGUCUUCCUUUGGGCUCUCGAUACUCGAAACCUGUGGCCCGAAGCUAAAGAAACCAAACAGCUUCCAGGAGUGGCCCAGCGCGCCCUCGCCCUCCUCAGCGACUCGGAGCAGGCCGCCGUCCUCAAAUACUACUUUGUCAAGGACGCCAAGCUGUCCCUCGCCUCGUCACUGCUCAAGCGCCUCGCCAUCUCGCGCUUCUGCCGCGUGCCCUGGGCGUCGGCCACGGCCGUGCGCGACGCCCGCACCAAGCCCGUCUUCAUCACGCCCGCCGGCGACGAGCCGCUGCUCUUCAACGUCACGCACCAGGCCGGCGUCGUGGUGCUCUUUGGCGCGUACCGGCCUCCCGCGGGCGUCGCCAUCGGCACGGACAUUGUGUGCGCCGGCGAGAGGCGCGAGCGCGACCUGAAGCACCUCGAGACGCAGGGCUGGCCGUCGUACAUCAGCCUGCACAGCGACGUGCUCUCGCCGGUCGAGGUGCAGCGGCUGCGCGGGCUGAGGAUCGCCGACCGCCAGAAGCUGCUCGACUACUUUUACGCGCUGUGGUGCCUGCGCGAGGCCUAUGUCAAGAUGACGGGCGAGGCGCUGCUUGCGCCGUGGCUGGCCGACCUGGAGAUGCGGUACUAUGCGCCCCCUGGGGAGAUUCCGCCCGAGGGCGCUGAGAGGCAGCUGGAGGUGUGGUUCAAGGGCGGGAAGGUAACUGACGUGGACGUCAAGCUGGACAGGGCCAUUGGGGACGAGUACAUGAUUAGCACGGUGGUGAGGAGGGGCGAGGGAGGUCGGGGGUUGGAUGUGCCGCCGCCGGAGAGUUUGGAUCUGGAGGAGACGUUGACGGCGGCGGAGGGAUUGUUGCAGGAGCUGGGACAGUGA
This is a messenger RNA of Trichoderma atroviride IMI 206040, 882 nucleotides long. RefSeq lists its product as uncharacterized. Gene Ontology annotation, molecular function: holo-[acyl-carrier-protein] synthase activity; magnesium ion binding. The record is from RefSeq and is a predicted model, not a curated record. NCBI's taxonomy places the organism in Eukaryota, Fungi, Ascomycota, Sordariomycetes, Hypocreales, Hypocreaceae. Gene Ontology annotation, cellular component: cytosol.